Molecule: messenger RNA, 461 nt
Organism: Rosa rugosa (rugosa rose)
Lineage: Eukaryota; Viridiplantae; Streptophyta; Magnoliopsida; Rosales; Rosaceae
Product: sialyltransferase-like protein 2
Exons: 4
Coding region: 116-439 (107 amino acids)
Source: RefSeq, a predicted model, not a curated record
UAUAGAGCAAAGCAAGCGUGUCCGAUCCAGAAAAAGUGAAAUCGAGAGCUUCUUCUAUUCUCUACCAGCUUCUUCUUUAAUCUCUCUCUCUCUCUCUCUCUCUGAGUCGCAGUCAAUGAAGCUGUUGCGGUUAGCGUUCGUCAUCGCUUUAUUGUUUGGAUUGGUCGCCAUCCUCAUCUACAUCACCGGAGUCUCCGAUCUCUAUGAGAUCAAUCGGCUCACCGAUGAUGAUUUGGAAGCGCUACAAAAUCUGCAGAGCCGUUUCCAGAAAUGUGUGGCUGCGAAUGGAUUAGGUUUACAAGCUGAGACUAGUAAAGAUUACUGCGGAGUCACCAUGAAAUUUCCUAGUGACACCAUUCCUAAAUGGAAAGAUCCCAAAACCAAUGAGCUUGAAGGUUUAUCGUAUGAGUUUAAUCUGUGUGAAGCUUUGGCUACUUGAGAAUAGGUGAGUACUGUGUUAU